GGCCCAAGCAGCAGCCCAAAAGCUGCCUGAAAACCUGUCGAUUGCCUGAUAAACUUGUUGGGGCAUCGGCAAACUCAACUCCAAUUAGGCGGUCUAGAGCGAGACUGGACGGGAGGUCCAGUCGCUCCGAUGACCUUGCAGGGACCCAGAUCCAGAUCCCGAGGCAAAUGCAGGCCACUGUGGCAUUGGGUCAAUCGGCAGCCAGUUCUCUAUAUAAACAGAGGUCCCAGGCAAAGUGAAUUUGUGUAAAGUCAGAUAUCGACAGGAGCAAACCUUAGCCUUCUUUUACUCGAGAAUCGUACUAUCAUGUUGAGCAAAAUUACACUUUUUGUGACCUUUUUAGCCGUGGCUCAAGCGGGUUUACUGCCCGUGAAAUCUGCGGAAAGCGAUGCCACCUUUGACCCCCAUCCGCGCUACUCCUUCGGCUACGAUGUCCAGGACUCGCAGACUGGAGAUGUCAAGUCCCAAUCGGAGUCCCGGGAUGGAGAUGUGGUCCAGGGCCAGUAUUCCGUGAAUGAUGCCGAUGGCUACAGACGAACCGUGGAGUACACCGCUGACGAUGUGCAUGGCUUCAAUGCGGUGGUGCGGCGAGAGCCACUCUCAAGUGCCGGAUUGGUAAUAAAGCCGUUGGCAGCAUCGGUUACUCCAAAGGUUCAGUUCCAGCAGAAGCCACUGAAGAAGCUACCUGCCCUCAAGCCUCUAUCCCAGGCUUCCGCUGUGGUGCAUCGAUCCUAUGCUCCAGUGAUACACCAUGCUCCCGUGACCCAUCAUGUGUUGCAUCAUGCCGCUCCCACACAUGCCAUUGUCUCGCACCACGUGCCUCUGCUGAAGAGCUCUCUGCAUCACGGACACCAUCCCCAUGCCAUUUCCUAUGUUUUUUAGGGGCAGCUUUCCGUUAACUAUGACUGA
Messenger RNA from Drosophila kikkawai, 909 nucleotides. RefSeq names its product Ecdysone-dependent gene 84A (gene Edg84A). NCBI's taxonomy places the organism in Eukaryota, Metazoa, Arthropoda, Insecta, Diptera, Drosophilidae. The record is from RefSeq and is a predicted model, not a curated record. Gene Ontology annotation, cellular component: extracellular matrix.